This is a messenger RNA of Porites evermanni, 2714 nucleotides long. Lineage: Eukaryota; Metazoa; Cnidaria; Anthozoa; Scleractinia; Poritidae. The record is from the annotation of a GenBank genome assembly.
AUGAUAAUUUGCGUCCUGCUUUUGAUGAUGGAGGCAAAUUCUUUUUGGGGAAGAAGAAGACGGCGACGGAGGGCCGCUCCCCCGCCCUGCAGCGCUGUUGACUGCCUCGUCAGUAGCUGGACAAGCUGGAGUUCCUGCUCGCAUCAAUGCGGUACUAGCGGUACACAGACACGAACGAGGCGGCAGACGCGGGCCGCUUCUUGUGGUGGAAGAUGCCCUUAUUCUCUGCGGCAAACGCGAGCUUGCAACCGAGAUACCUGUCAAAUUGGUGGCACUCCUCAUAGGAGCGGCUGUAGCUGUAGACCGGGAUAUGGUGGAAAGUGCUGUGGCCAAGGUGAGUGCAUGUCACUCCCACAAGUUUUUCUUUGUAUGUCAACCUACUACAUGUAAGAAGUGAUUGCUCUUUUCAAAUCAGCGGCUGUAGCUGGCAGAGUUCGAGCGUGCUGUGAGCAUGGUGAUAAUUGUGCAUAUCACUUCCACAUUUUUUUAGUGUUUCAGUCAAUGGUAAAAGGAAAAAAGUAAGAUGGUGGGAGUGAGAUUAAAUCUGUUCUGUGCGGACGAAGAUUCCCGCCCAAUUAACUUAAGCGUUUCUUAGUUCAAGUUUCUUUCAAAUACAUUUCUAAGGCGAAUGAUCAUGAUAAAUUGCUUCAAUAGCGUUUUUCAAACGCAAGCAAGCUUGCAUAGGAAAUAGAGUUAACUUGAUAAAAUCUUUGAGUACUGAAGUAUGACAGAACGGUAAGCUAUCGCAAUGCUAUGUAAACUGUAAGCACGAAAGAGUAGCUGUAUGUAUACCUCUUGGCUUCACCUUUGGUAGAACCGUGAAUAAAGGUUAUCUAGAAUUUUGUUCUGUGACUGUUGCAACCCUUAAAAAUGACCUUUUAGGUGCCUUAUAAGAUGUCAUACUUUUUAUCAUCCAAAGUAUCAAUGAUAUUUUCCAUGUUGAUACUAAAUCUCAGUUGAUGUGGCCUCUAGGAAAAUGUGGCUACAGGUUACAUAUCUAAGGUAUUGUUUCAAAUUAUUACUUAAAAUUAGAAGAUGUACAAUUUAAACUGACACGACGUCUCUUUAGCGCAGGCAAUAUUCUUUAGUCUCAGCUCUUGAUGUGUGAUUUUCAUUUGAAUUGUCUAACCUUUGGGAAAGAAAUAUCAAUUCUGAAAAAAUAUUUUUAAGCGCUAAUCAGUCUAUUUUUGAAAACGGCUUGUUAUAGGGAAAAAAUCAGAUAGAGGUGGAAAAAUGUCAUGAGGGAGGGAGGGGGGGACUGGAUUCCGAAAGGGAAAUAUGUAAAUGUCGAAGCAAACCGAAGUUCAAUAACAAGGCAAAGGCCGAAGGUAAACUCUGGUAAACAGUCGUAUUGAAUCAGUUAAUGAUCGCUAACGGGUGCAUUUAAAAAAAAAACACACACACAAAGGAAAAACUUGAGCCUUGUAUCAGUAAAAAAUGAAACGCGGCUAUAAGUUGGAUGCAAAAUGUUAGUGAAUAAACAGACCAGUAAUCAACAUACAAACUCACCAGAGCUUGAACUUGAAAUCCAUCGCUUUCUGUAGAAUGAGAGCCCCUUGUGUUAUGGACUGCAACUUCGUAAGAGAAGUACAUUUGGCGUAUGGUACGAGUGACAAAUGUCUCUGGUACAUAGAUCCCUAGCUAUAAUCAAAAGCUAAAAUUAAGCCCCACAGCAAGGGCACAUUUGAGAGCCAAUUCAUUGCUUGUCUAGCUUCUGUCCCGCACGUACCCCUGGAAGUUUAGCCUGCGAAAACAUCCUUUUUUCCUCGCUCUUCGUCGCUGGGUUAGACUACAAGUAGUCCCCCAUUUCUCCUCCGGGAUGGUCGAGCGAGCGAAACGCGAGCGCGUGUGAAAAUCACCCCACGCGAGAAAAGGCGACACCGCGUCUCGUCUUUCUCGCGUGGGGUGAUUUUCACGCGCGCUCGCGUUUCGCUCGCUCUACUAUCCCUGAGGAAAAAUGGGGGACUACUCGUAGUCUACCGCUGGGUACGUUUCGAGGAGAAACGGAUGUUUUCGCAGGCUACUGGAGGUUGCCAAAUGACUAGAAGGGGUCCAUACUGUACAAAACGUGACAGAUAAUAAUUAACUAUUUUACGUCACGGUAGACUGGUUAGGAGUUUUAACAACAAUAUUUAUGUGUUGUUUCUAUGACCAGCUCGAGGCUUACGUACGUUGAAAACGUUAAUUGUAACAAAUUGUGACCCACAGUCAAGCACUCGGUUGUUAAAAGAGCUGUGAUCAUUCUGAACGAAUCUGAAAUGCUGUUCUCUCAAGACUAUUUUGUAAGAGUAAGACCAGUCGAUGCGAUGUUGCAGGCCGCUAAGUGAGGACAGUGAGAGAAAAGCAGGGCGCGAGAUAACGCGAUUUAUUUGGCCAAGCUGCAAGUUUAAGCUUAAUCGUCAUAGCGUCCUCCUUACACUUAUAUUCGAAGGACGAUGUGGAAAAUUAUGUUCACGAUUUUCUCACUGGUGGUCUUCUUGUGCGCCCAAAAUGUUGAUUCUUGGCGCCGAAGGAGACGCAGACGGGCUCCUCCUCCGUGCAGUGCUAGAGAUUGUACAGUUAGUUCGUGGAGCACGUGGAGUUCCUGCAGUCACCAGUGCGGGACUAGUGGAUCACAGAGAAGGACAAGAGCACAGACUUCCCCUGCGUCGUGUGGAGGAAGUUGUCCGUACACUUUCGAUCAAACUCGUGCGUGCAACAGGGACAAAUGUUAG